CUUGGGUAACAUGCGUCCAUGCAUCUUGCUCAUCUUGUGGAUGAUAACGGCGGUGGAAAUGGAGGAGCAGAAGAUCCUCCAAUCCUUGCACUGUCCGCCCUGUGAACGCAUCCACUGUUCCCCACGUCGGGCGCUGAAGCUCCAGUGUCGGGGUGGCAUCACCACUGGGAUUUGUGGUUGCUGUCCGGUCUGUGCUAAACUGGCAGGGGAAAACUGUGGAGGGACUUGGGAUUAUCUGGGGAAGUGUGAUGAAGGGCUGGUCUGCAUUCAUGAAGAAGCAGCAGAUGGAAAAGCAGAGGCCGAACUCAAGGGAACCUGCAAAUCAGUGCUUGAGGUUCUCAAAGGCGACACAUGCAGACCUGAGUGCACAUGGGAGUACUGCAAGGCAAACCCCAAUGAUAUCUGUUCAGCAAGGUCUGUGCUGCUGAUGGAGAAGCGUGAAUGUGGAGGUCAGUGCCAGCACACCACCUGCUCCAGCUGUUUGCUUCUCAGACCUCCGCCCUGUUCUCAGCCCUGCUCCCCGACGGACCACGCGUGUCUGCACCGCUUCGGCCGGUGUGUGCGCGGACACCUGACUGAAGACAGACAUCCGCCCGUCUGCCACCACAAUCUACAGAAUAACUCUGAGGGAUUCUUCAUGUGUUUGGCUCCUGCCUGCCCAUCUACAGCAAAAUGAUUCUUCAUUAUACAUUAAAAGAGGGACCCAAAUAACCUUAUUCAGUUUUGAAAUGUAGCACAAAAGGCAGCUAUUUUUAAUAGUUUUUUAAAUAAAGUAAAUAAAUAAAAACAAACCUUAAUAAUGAUGAUAAAAACGAAUGCAUGUGAUGUAUAAAUGCAACAAAAUUACAAAAAUUAAUGUUGUAAAUCUUUUUGUAUAUUGUCAAAUAUAAUCUAAAACUCAUUAAAACAUAUUUAUAAUUG
Danio rerio (zebrafish) is the source of this 921-nucleotide messenger RNA. Lineage: Eukaryota; Metazoa; Chordata; Actinopteri; Cypriniformes; Danionidae. The record is from RefSeq and is a predicted model, not a curated record.